GCCGGCGUCUGCCCGUCGCUUAGUCCGGGAGGUGUUUUGCUCUUCUUCGCUGAUUUCAGACGCCGAUGUCCUCCAGUCCAAAAUGAAUAAAGAUCAAGUCUCCCUGAUUGGUCAGGUGUUUGAAUCAUACGUUUCAGAAUACCACAAGAAUGAAGUCUUACAGAUCUUGAAGGAAAGAGAUGAGGAUGCUCACUAUCCUGUAGUAGUUGAUGCCAUGACUCUUUUUGAGACAAACAUGGAAAUUGGGGAAUAUUUCAAUGCAUUCCCCAAUGAGGUACUCCCUAUUUUUGAUAGUGCAUUAAGAAGAGCAGCCCUGACAAUUCUACAAUCUCUUUCACAAUCCGAGGAAUUUUAUAUGAAGCAGAAUCUUCAUGCUCGGAUAUCAGGUCUGCCUGUUUGUCCUGAACUGAUGAGGGAGCAUAUUCCUAAAACCAAAGAUGUGGGACACUUUUUAUCUGUCACUGGAACAGUCAUUCGUACCAGUAUGGUGAAAGUUCUAGAAUAUGAACGGGAUUACAUGUGUAACAAGUGCAAACAUGUUUUUGUGGUCAAGGCUGACUUUGAGCAGCAUUAUGCAUUCUGUCGUCCAUCAUCAUGCCCCAACAAAGAAGGGUGCAAUUCUUCUAAAUUCACUUGUCUCUCAGGCUCAUCAUCUUCUCCUGCACGCUGUAGAGAUUAUCAAGAAAUAAAAAUUCAGGAACAGGUCCAAAGGCUAUCUGUGGGAAGUAUUCCACGAUCUAUGAAAGUUGUCCUAGAAGAUGAUUUAGUAGACAGUUGUAAAUCUGGUGAUGAUCUUACCAUUUAUGGGGUAGUGAUGCAGCGGUGGAAUCCCUUCCAUCAAGAUGUUCGGUGUGAUGUGGAGAUAGUGCUGAAGGCCAAUUAUGUCCAAGUGAAUAAUGAACAAUCCAUAGGCAACAUCAUUGAUGAAGAAGUUCGCAAGGAAUUUGAGAAUUUUUGGGAACAUUAUAAAAAUGAUCCCUUGGCAGGAAGGAAUGAAAUCUUGGCUAGCUUGUGUCCUCAAGUUUUUGGGAUGUAUUUGGUAAAGCUUGCUGUAGCCAUGGUACUUGCUGGUGGUGUCCAAAGGACUGAUGCUACUGGAACUCGGAUCCGAGGUGAAUCCCAUCUUUUACUGGUUGGAGAUCCUGGUACAGGGAAAUCUCAGUUUCUCAAAUAUGCAGCAAAGAUUACUCCGAGAUCAGUGCUUACCACAGGAAUUGGAUCUACUAGUGCAGGCUUGACAGUGACUGCUGUGAAAGAUUCUGGGGAAUGGAAUUUGGAAGCUGGAGCAUUAGUCCUUGCAGAUGGAGGUCUUUGCUGUAUUGAUGAGUUUAACAGUCUCAAGGAGCAUGAUAGAACCAGUAUCCAUGAAGCAAUGGAACAACAGACGAUCAGUGUUGCUAAGGCUGGCCUUGUAUGCAAACUGAACACAAGAACCACCAUUCUGGCAGCCACCAACCCCAAGGGCCAAUAUGACCCCUGUGAAUCGGUUUCAGUGAAUGUGGCCCUAGGAAGCCCACUCCUAAGCAGAUUUGACUUGAUUUUGGUUUUGCUUGAUACCAAAAAUGAAGACUGGGAUCGCAUAAUUUCUUCUUUUAUCUUAGAAAAUAAAGGUUGUCCAAGCAAAUCCAAAAAGCUCUGGAGCAUGGAAAAGAUGAAAACUUACUUCUGUCUUAUUAGGAACCUACAACCCAAAUUAUCUGACGUGAGCAACCAAGUUCUUCUCCGUUACUAUCAAAUGCAACGCCAGAGUGACUGCAGAAAUGCAGCCCGUACCACCAUCCGUUUACUAGAAAGUUUGAUCCGCCUUGCAGAAGCUCAUGCCCGGCUGAUGUUCAGAGAUACAGUGACUCUGGUAGAUGCGAUUACAGUGGUGUCCGUGAUGGAAUCCUCAAUGCAGGGAGGUGCUCUUCUGGGAGGUGUGAAUGCUCUCCAUACAUCAUUUCCUGAAAACCCUCUGGAGCAGUACCAAAUGCAGUGUGAAAUGAUUCUGGAAAAGCUGGAGCUUCAGAAUCUUCUGACUGAGGAACUAAGAAGACUUGAUAGGCUAAAGAAUCAAAAUCUACUCUUGUCACAGCCUGGAGAGAAGGGUCCAGAAACUCCUUCUGAGUCUUUGGGAAAUGAUUGGAUAGAAAAACCUAAGCUUUCCGAACAAAAAGAAGCCAAUUGUAAUGCACAGACCUCCAGUACCAAGAGCAGUGAACACUUCAGGUUCCCAUCACACCAGGGGACAAGAGAAAAGAGAAGGACAGAAGCUCUGGGUCAGCCCAACCAGGACAGAGACAGCAGCUUGCACUGGUUUGAUUCCGUGGCAAGUGGGCACACAGAUUCUGAAAACAACUUGGCUGGGCCUCCUGCUCCUGAGAUGACCAAGGACAGCGUGGCUUCGAUGGCACCCAGUGACAAAUCCCACGGCAGGGAAAAGAGAGCAGGGAGCAAAGCAGGAAAUGACCAGCUUCCAGCAGCAGCCAAUACAGAUGUUCCUUUGAGGCUUAAGAAGCCUUUUCAUUUUGCUAAAAAACAACCCAACCUGUCAGAAACAGUUACUGAGGAAGCAGAGUCUCCAGAAGGGCCUGACUCAGUGAUUACUGGGCAUUUGCCUAAAAAACAGCAGAAAUCCCAGGAGUUCUCUGAAAAAGUAUCAAGUGCCCAGGUUAUUUUGCCUCUUUCUCCUGCAGAAGUAACUGGAAAAGUGUUAAAUUCAGAAUCGGAUUUAACUCUCCCUCAUCAUCUUCCCCUCACUCCCUUACAGAGGACUCCUUCAGAGAAAAGAUUGUCAUCUGCCAUGAAAAAAAGACGCAAAACUGGGGAUGAGGUGGAAAGACUAACAAGGAGUGUCCCUGAUAAUGAGGGCGAUGAGGUUCCAGGCCCCACAUUGGCUAAGCUGGCCAAGUUUACAUUCAAACAUAAGUCAAAGCUGAGCCACUCUGAAAACAAUAAUCACACUCCUCUUCCUGCAACAUGUAAAGCUUCAGUGACACUUCCUCAGAUUUCCAGCCAUAGAACAAACAAAGGAGAGCCAAAGGAAGAUGAAAAGUGCCCCCAAAAGGACACAAAAAAGCCAGUGUCCAUUUCUGAGAACAGAAGGUUGAUGGAACUAAUGCACAGUCAGACCAGGGAGAUGGCACGGCAGCCGCAAAGGAAAGAUGAGGGAAGAGAAUCUGCUCUGGUCACUCACACUAAAUCUGGGGUUGAAAACCAAGCUGGUGAGAAAGAGAAAAAGAAGGAUUCGUCCAAUGCUAAAAGCAAGGUUCGAGCUUGCACAUUAGCUAAACUAGCAAGUUUCUCCUUUGCUGGCUCUUCUGAAUCCAAAUCAGAGACCCCACCCACUCCUGGAAACACAAACUGGAGCGAGGGAGGCCCAAGCCACCCUCCUACAAACCCAGCUAUAGCCCUUGGCAGAAGGAAAACUUUUCAGUUGGAGGAGCCUGGAGAGAAAGCUGUCAUUUUAGGAAAAUCUCUCUUCACCUUCUCAGAACUAGAUGAUGAUGAUGAUGAUGAUGCAUUAGAUUUUGAUUGGGAGGAAGAAAUGAGGAAAAACUCCAAAUUGUAAAUUUCAUCAUUCUUCCUUCUGUGGACCACUUCUCGGUGACUGGUGGCAAAGUCUACAGGGAAGGAGAAACAGAAUUUUUGUCUGUGAUACUCAUCAGGUUUUGUGAUUUUCAUUUUGAGCUCCUGUGUGCAUCUACACAAUUUUAAAAAGUUAUAUGAUCAUUUUAAGUUGGUCUAGCAUCUGAUUAUAAGCAAUGUCAGAAACCUUGUUCUUAAUUCUGUCAACAAACUCCUUGUGUCCCAGUGGCGGUUUUCUGCUGAGUUGGUCUUUUCUGGAUCCCUUUUUCUAACCACUUGUUGACAAGAGCUGAGGCCAGGAAAAAAGCAAAUGAACCUUAAUUUUUGCCUUUCUACAUCUUGAUUCUUUGGAUUAUAUCAGUGAAUUUACUGCCAUUGGCAAUGAGUUUUUCAAAUAUCAUGUGGCUUUCUUUGCCUAAUAAUUUUUUGUUUCUUGUUAUAUGUGUGAUUAAUAUUUGUCUGGAAUGUUUUCUUUUUCUUUUAAUUUUGUCUUCCAUGGUAAUCACUUAAGAAUCCAAUUACCAUCCUUUGUCAGCUUUAUAUUAUGUUGGCCUUGAGUUAAACUUCUCUGAAGUUUUCAUCUCAUUUAAGGAACACCAUUUUCUAUUUUAGAAUGUACUUUUUUAAUUCAGUUUGUUUUCUGGAAUGGGAAGGGAAAAGAAAAGGAUGUGGAAUAAGGCUAAAUCACAAAUCAUAUCUCAGGUAACUAGAUUGACAAAAUAGGAUUGUGAGUCCUUCUUGAGUGAUUCAUUUGUCCUAAAGAUUAUUUGGUAGCAAGAGAUACCUUAAAUCAUUUUUCUUAGUUGAUUUCAAACAGAUUCUUAGUUUGGGUUCCCAUGUACGUUUUUAGUGUUUCACAGGAUUCCAUCAUCAUGAGUUUUUUUCAUCUGAAGAAUGAAUUUUCAUUUUUGGUGCUUCCCCAAGCCAUCUGGGGGAAAAACAUGUAGUAUAAAGAACUAUAAAUAUAUAUUAAAGGGAAAAAAAUUCAGGAAUUAUCCCUUAACUCUGAUUCAGCUUGCCAGAAGGUUUUUAUUUCAAACCUAUGAUCUCAUUGCAAACACUUUCAUAGUGUUAGAACAUUUAAACUCUCUGAGUUACACCAUCUUCUGUUUCUCACACUGUAUUGCACCAGAUUAAAUUCUAAUGUGCUUCUGCUGAAGCACAGACCGGAUAAUUUUGUGAAUGCUCUUGUCUCCUAAUGAAUAUAUGUCCACAAGCCAUUCUGUGAAUGUGCAGUGGUGUGGGAGAAUUUCCUUCUUCUCUUACUUUUCUUGUCUUUCUUUCAUAUUGUUGAGAAAUAAAAGUAAAAGAUACAGGUAUUUUGAGAUGGUUAUCUUUGAUCCGAUUCAACUAAAAUAUAUAAUCUGUUUUGUUUUGUUUUGUCUUUUUGCUAAAGGUAUACUUAAUUUUAGGUUAGCACAAGUUCUUUCUUAAUUGAAGAAGAUUGACUUUCUAUUCUAACAAACAGGACAGAAAUGACUUUUUAGCGCUAACUUUGUGUUAAAUCCUUUUACUUGUAAAGUGCUCUUGAUUUCCCAUACUCAUAGUACAAAAUUUUCUGCCCAAUUGAUAGAAUGACAUGGAAACCAAUGACUGAGUAGAUAACUGCUCAUCCUUCAAAAGAAUCCUUAGACUAAUCCUCAUGCAGCUCCUUUACUUUAAGGAAAUCUUAAUUCUGCCCUGGAACUAGAAAGUCUGCCAGAGGCCACAUUGGGCUAGAAACUUUGUAAUGCCGCUAAGUUGAACAGAUCUUGUAAGCAUGGGAGGUUAGGGAAAAUUUGAAUUUAAUCACUUUAUGAUAUAUAACACUUGAAAGUUAAAAAACACUUUGAUAUACAUUAUCUCAUGUGUUUCAUUGCUGACAUUCCCUUUCUUCUCCAUGUGUUAGGUUGUCAGUGCCCUGAGCCUGCACAGCAAAAGAGCUCAGAGGAGCCCUGCUAUCCUGUAUGUCAUACACAUGCACAUUAGAUAAAGGCAGACAAUUGAUCUACAUUGUGCCUCUGUCUACAGGGUCUGUAAGCUCCUUAUUGUACAAAGAGGGGAGACCUCUUGGGGGUAUACAAAGAAAAACCCACUCUUAUCCCAAACAGUUACCAGAUUAUUCAUAGGGAAGAUUGGAGAUUAUGAGUUAACUGACUUUCAAGUUAUUUCUCUUCUUUCUUCUGCCUCAGUCCUCCUGUCAAUCUUCCGCCUAGGAUGCUUAUAAAAAGUACUCAGUGGAAAUGUUUGUAAUAGGGAGUUAUUUGUCCCUAAUGACUCGAAAUUGUCCUAAUUACAAAAUAUGCAUAAUGUAAAUUUGAUAAUAAAGACAACUAUUUAAAAAGGAAAAAUCAAUAUUUUUAACCAGAUCUGUGAUUUAAUUAAUGUAGGGAACUCUCAACAAAAAAACCCCCAUGCUGGUGCAGAUCAACAACUGUUCUCAACUAAAAGUUUGAACAGUUGCCUGAGGCACUGAGAGGGAAAUGACAUGUUCAGGAUAAUAAGACCAUUGUGUGCCAAAGGUAGGUCUUGGACCCAGGUAAUUUUUACUCUAAUGCCAGUGCUGUAUCUACUAUGUCUUCUGCAUGUAUAUUUGUCCUAAUUUCACCAAGAAGUAGAGAAGUGUUUAUCUUUUUUUUUGGAAAUUUAAAAAAUUUUUUCAAAACAUGUGCAAAGAUAAUUUUUUCCACAAUGACCCUUAAAAAACCUUGGGUGUCAUUUUUCCCCUCUUCUUCUGCCCCCUCCCCUAGAUGGCAUGUAA
Sarcophilus harrisii (Tasmanian devil) is the source of this 6307-nucleotide messenger RNA. RefSeq names its product minichromosome maintenance 9 homologous recombination repair factor (gene MCM9). NCBI's taxonomy places the organism in Eukaryota, Metazoa, Chordata, Mammalia, Dasyuromorphia, Dasyuridae. The record is from RefSeq and is a predicted model, not a curated record. Bases 83 to 3550 code for a protein of 1155 amino acids. Gene Ontology annotation, cellular component: MCM complex; nucleus. The transcript has 13 exons. Gene Ontology annotation, biological process: double-strand break repair via homologous recombination. Gene Ontology annotation, molecular function: ATP binding; single-stranded DNA helicase activity; single-stranded DNA binding.